AUGCGACGUAGUAUCCUCCAGCUCUCACGGCUUGCUCGUAUCCAAACAGCACAACCAAUUCCUCCCGUGUUCUGGACUGCAACGCGAACUUGUCCUCUCCGCGUUCCUAUUGCUUCAACCUCCGUUGCGACAUGCUCUCCGGUCCGGAUGGCUUCAUCGACUAAUCAGCCAUCUACCAUUCGAUUCUCCGAAGGGGAAGACACAGAGCAGGUAGUGAGAGGGCUGAACUCGCUACGGCAACGCGGAUGGCAGCUGGACCAGGAUGGAAUGGGAGUGACCAAGACCUUUUAUUUCAAGGCGUACUUCAAGGCAGUGAGUUUUGUCAAUGUAAUUGCGGCUGAGAGUGCAGCCAAGAAACACCAUCCGACUAUCACCCUGACCGAUUUCGGCCAGACAAACUUCAGUCGUCCAACAGCCCGCCCUGCGCCGGCCAACCGUCCUCGACCAAACGAAUAUGCCAGUGCCAAUGGCGAGGCCAUGGAGAAGGUUCCCUUGCAACCACCGAAGCGCCAGUCGUCCAAGUCCAGCUUGCGCAACCUCUUUGGCCGCGACAAAUCAGCACGCAAGCCUGCCCAUGACCACAAACUUGCCGAGAUCGACGAAAUGCAUCCCACGGGCACGAAUGCCAACAUAAACGCCAGUACCACCAAGAUCAAUCUUAAUAACAAUAACCAGACAACAACAGUGACACAACCCGACAUGCCAUUAUCGCCAAACUUCUGUAACACACCCAAGACCGCGGUCUCGACUCCUACCCUCGUCACGUCGCCUACGUCCGCAGCUGAGCUGCCUACGCGAAACAAGCUCCCCCCGUCCAAACCACCGCCCCCGAAGCCAAGCGAGGAGGAUAAGCCGCCGACCCGGGAUCUGGGAUGGAAACCACCGCCUCUGUUCCAAGCUUACCCGCAAGCCAUCAAGCAUAGCACUCUCCCAGCCCCGACACUGUCAGCUGACGCUAUCUUACGUGCGCAUGCUACUUCCAAGGGCGGUGGGUCGCGCGAGGAUGAGAACGUUGGUGCCUUGUCACAGCAGAGAGAAGACACGCGCGAAGAAGCUGCAGCUAGGAAGAAGAAGGAGGACAAGGAGAGGAAGCAUCUGCGGUCACUAUCGGAGACAAUUGGCAAAACGGACUGGACUCAGAAGGUCUACGUUGUGACUACUUCGGGGUAUAUUUUGCAAUACUCUGGGGAAGGGAAAUAUGACCGACUACCCGAGAAGAUGCUCCUUCUGGGCCCCAAAUCGGUGGCUUUCGCAAGUGACGCUAUCCCAGGGAAGCAUUGGGUAUUACAAGUAUCGCAAGGUGCAGAUGGAUCCGAAGCCCCUGUAUCUACGGAUGUGCCUCGGCCGUUGCUGACACGAUUGGGUUUCCAUCGGUCUUACACACGGAGACUAACUCAGAGUUUCCUUCUGGUGUUCAACGAUCCCGACGAAUUGAGUUCUUGGCUGCUUACCGUCCGAGCGCAGAUCGAGGCUCGCGGGGGCAAAAAGUAUGUUUCGGAACGGGUAUUUGACGAUGGAAUGGAACAGCAACUGCGGUCAAAGACCAGUGUGCGACAACUCGUGAAGAGAGACCCUAAUCGUUUUUCGAACCUGUACUUGCAACCGCAAAAUGAGAGUCAGUCAGAGGGUGACUCCCGCCGGAGUUCCUAUGUGUCCAACAGUAACCGCCAUUCUUUGGUCUCCACGGCCGCUACUGAUGUGGGAGCACCACAAGCCACUGCCAAUGGCGGCUCGGGACGUUUCUAUGCUGCCACUACCGCCACAGCGACGACAUCGGAGUCGACCACAACGGUGACGCCAAUUCCCCCACGGGAUGCUACCAGUUCACCUGCGAUGCGCAAUCACGGCCCAGCAAAUGUCGUAUCAUCUCCCCCGCGGGAAAUCACGCAGAGUCCUCCAGCCUUGACAAGUCCGAAGAAACGACGAUCGAUGGCAUACAUGUCUACGCAACCAGUAGAGCCGUUCCAACCGGAUGUCUCAGAGUUACCUCGGUCUCAAUCAACAGCACCAGAUCCGUCUGUUCGAAGCGCAUCACCGCCGGCUCCCAAUUUCAGCGUCCCCUCUUUCAGCAAGCGCUUCGCAGCCAGGACGACCAUGAACAAUAUCCCACCGCUACAACUGGCAUCCAUCCAACAACCGGAUCACCAGAACGAGGACGACUUCGACAUCAAUGCCAUCGCGUCGUUCCCAUCUCCCCCUCAAUCCCCCGUGCGCAGUCUCUCCAGCAUGAGCCGCAAUGACCCAAGCGAUCCUCAUGGCUAUGUCUCCCGUCAAAGCAGCAUGAACCGAAGGCGACCAUUGCGAGUAUCCCCCUCACAGGACUCACUGGUGACAUGCGAAUCGACAGCACAGCAAAGCAGCGAGCGCAAACCAUCAACAGCCAUAACCCGCCCGCCGCGAAGCAGCGUGUCAACAGUCAACAGCACACCACGCCCCUCACGACCAAUGAGCAUCGUCUCCUCAGUCGACGCAUCCCUCGCAACCGGCGACAUCCAGCCCCCCCAAUCACCACCCCAGUCAACCCGCUCCCACCGCGACCCCCAAAAGAGCCGCACCUCCGUCCUCUACCCGACAAAUAACACCACAAACGUCACCUACUCCUACUCCCCCAUGCCCAACGUCUCGCGUCGGAAAUCCAUGCCCGGUCUCGCCGUGGGCCCGCCCACGCUCCCACCUCCAAGCUGUCCUCUCCCCAAGAUCCCAUCACCGGUCCCCGUCGACCCAUCUGCCGCCGACACGGCACUUCCAGUAUCCCCACGAUCAUGCAAGAGUCCGCCGCCGGUACACGGGCAUGGAUUGAGGAAGAUCAAGGAGAGGAAGAGUUCUGUGGGGGUUGCGGGACAUUCGCAUUCGUCUAGGUUUUCGUUGGGAAUGAGGAGUAUUUCUUCGUCGGCGAGGUAG
Molecule: messenger RNA, 2901 nt
Organism: Aspergillus chevalieri
Lineage: Eukaryota; Fungi; Ascomycota; Eurotiomycetes; Eurotiales; Aspergillaceae
Product: peptidase family M20/M25/M40 protein
Exons: 3
Coding region: 1-2901 (966 amino acids)
Biological process (GO): tetrahydrobiopterin biosynthetic process
Molecular function (GO): 4-alpha-hydroxytetrahydrobiopterin dehydratase activity
Source: RefSeq, a predicted model, not a curated record